This is a messenger RNA of Morone saxatilis (striped sea-bass), 5585 nucleotides long. RefSeq names its product vascular endothelial growth factor C-like. Gene Ontology annotation, molecular function: growth factor activity; chemoattractant activity; vascular endothelial growth factor receptor 3 binding. The coding region runs from base 954 to 2171 and encodes 405 amino acids. The record is from RefSeq and is a predicted model, not a curated record. Gene Ontology annotation, biological process: sprouting angiogenesis; vascular endothelial growth factor receptor signaling pathway; induction of positive chemotaxis. Gene Ontology annotation, cellular component: membrane. The transcript is spliced from 8 exons. NCBI's taxonomy places the organism in Eukaryota, Metazoa, Chordata, Actinopteri, Moronidae.
UGAGCAGGAUGCACAUCCACUCCGUUAGGACAAGAACUUAAUACCAAAAGCUGGACACUUUUCUGGGAUUUGGAAUAAGCUCUUCGUCUUUUUUUCCUCUCUCACCCUCUUUGAUGCUUUUCUAAAGGAUCAGACAGCCUGUCAGAAAAAGUUGUGACAGAUUUAAAAAAGCGGUUAAAAAGCAGAGAAAGUCCAGAGAGAGACAGACGGAGCUUUGCCCUGGAGGUUUCUGAGGAGAAAACAGGAGACAUAAAGAGGCAACAAUAAACUGAGAGAGAGAGAGAGACAGACAGACAGAGGGAGGGAAGAGCACAGCUGUUGUGUGAAAAGAAAAUAUAGAUAAAGAAAGCGGGGAGGUGCACAAGUGUGAAGGGCGAGGAGAAGAGACUUACGAGGACAACCAAGGCAAGAGAGAAAGAAAAAGGGAACGCAUGGGAGAGUGAGCAAAUAAAAGACACGAGGUUGAGGAAUAAUUCAAGUUGAAGGUCACAAAACACAGAGAGAAGAAAAGCUGAAGAGAUAAAAGGCAAACGGAGACUAAUAGUUACUUCAAGAAGCGAGCAGACACCUGACAUCAACAGGGAGAAUGGACACGCAGCGAGACCAGAGGAAAGACUUCCUCUGAAGUCAAAAGAAAAAAAGGGAGCUGUGUUUGACAUAAAGAAGAGGAGACUGAUUUCCUCAUCAUGUUUUAUUCAACUGGUUUCCCAAAUUCAAACAACCUGCGCCGGAAGAGCAACUUCGUCCCAGGAUAAAAUGAAGAGAGGAGCAAAGAGAUACCUGCCGAGUCUGUGAUACCCUCCUGCUCCUCCUUUUCCUCCCCUUCACCUCAGACUCCUCCACCUUCUUCUCCUCCUUCCUCUCUUUCACUUUACAUCCAGCUUUAAAUUCACCAACUUCCUUCUCCUCCUCUGUCCGGACAUCUCCUCUCCUCUCCUCUCUAUCUCCUCACUAUGUGGAUACCAGCUUUGCUCCUAUGGAUUCUUAAUAUCGGCAAUUUGUGCUCAGGACAAGACUAUAUGGACUAUUACCAAACUGGAGAAAUGGGCACCAAGAAUCCAACGUUGUCAGAUGACCAGCCCAGUUUGGAGACAGUGACAAGUAUGGAUCAGCUAUUACAGCUCCUGUACCCCGAGUACAGCUUGCUCCAGCAGUGCCUGAGGAAGAAAUCGUGGCACGUCUCCUCUUCCUCCUCUUCCCCCUCUUUUCCCACCUCCUCAGGAAGCCCUUUAGUCCACUCUAACAGUGAGGAUCUGUGGGGUCAUCCGAGGGAGGAGGCUCUUUACAAAGCUGACGGGAAUUUUGCAGUCAUCCUGGAGGAGUUCCAGCGAACCAAAUGCCAGCCCAGAGAGGUGUGUGUUGAGGUCGCCAAAGAAUACCCAGAAUCCAACAGUCAAUACUACCGCCCUCACUGCGUGGCGCUGCAUCGGUGUGGCGGAUGCUGCAACAACGAGGCCUACUACUGCACGAAUACAAGUCACACACUUGUCGACAAGACGCUGAUGAAACUGUCCCCGCCCAGGAUGGAUAGUCCCUACUUCACGUUAACCUUCGUCAACCACACUUCGUGUGAGUGCGUCCGCAAGCUCCACUCCAUCAUAAGACGAGCCACAACAGAUCACCUGUGCUCUCCACCCGAAGUUCCCUGUGCCUCUGGGUCAUUAUGGGAUCCAGUGAACUGUGUGUGCGUCUCCACAGACACCAUAAACUACUCUGACACUCAGGCGCUGGACUCAGGUCUGCUGGCUCUCUGUGGGCCCAACAGGGUUCUGGAUGACUCCACCUGCGACUGCGUCUGUCGAAAUGGACUAACCGAGGACAGCUGCGAUCCAGGCUGGAAACUGGACCACAAAAACUGUGAAUGCCAGUGUGAAGGCCAAGGCGAGGGGAAGCUGUGUCCCACUGGCCAGCGCUGGGACGAGGAGCUGUGCGGCUGCGUGUGUGCUGCAGAGUGUCCCGGGAACCAGCCCCUCAACCCAGACACCUGCCUGUGUCAGUGCAGAGAGAGUGCGCAGUCGUGUCUGCGGCAGGGCAAGAGGUUCAACCCCAACACCUGCAGCUGUUACAGGUUGCCUUGCAGAAAGCCCAGACCAGUGUGCCAGACUGGUUUUUACUACAGCCACCAGGUCUGCCAGUGUAUCCCCAACUUCAUGAGGCCUAAGUGGAAUUAACCAAUCACAGGCACAGAGCGAGGAGACUGCGGAUGCCGCCAUUUAUCGCCCUUCAACACAAGGCCAGAAAUCUUUUGGCCUGAAAACAAAGGUGGGAGCAAGAGGGAGGAAGUGCCUCUUGCCAGGAGGGCAGGAAGGCAGAACUGCACAUUUACAUGUACUGGAUUACAACAGAGUACAUGCAGCACUUGAGGAGUUUUAUUAAUGCUGUCUGUGCUCUGACCACAAAGGAGGAUGGGAGUGCUUCCCAGUGAAACACAAAGGGCCAAAUCAGCCACCCGUAUGCAGCGAAACGAGCAAAAGUGGAGUCAUCCCAGCCAAAGGGACCAAGUGAGGAGAGAUAUUUGACUCUCUGAGAGUGUCCAUGUGUUGGCCUAAUAACGUGAUCCUGACUGGGAGCGACCAAUCGCACCUGGAGGGCGCCGGAAAGCUUGACAGCAAAGGGGGCGGGAUGGACCAAUGAGACUCAUUCCUGCUGCAACGUGUUUAAGCACGACCUGCAGAGACACGGCUCGUGACUGUGUGAAAUGGAAAGUGGAAUGAAUAAUAACAGACCAGACUCCAUGCCUUUUUUAUUAAAAGAUUAAAUAAGCUGUAGGCAACUUGAGUCAUGAGAUGUUUGAGGGCGAGAGGAUUUAUUCCAUAUAAAUCAUGUCAUGUGAUGUUGCCGGGGCCCUCGCACACCCUCUUUUAGUGGAGCUGGAAAUGGUGAUGGUGUUUAUUGGUGGUCCACAGAGUUUAAUUAACAGAUUGCGUCUAUGCUAAGCUCAUAGCUGGUGCGGCUCCUGAAGUCAAAUGCCAGACCCCGUUCAAUUAAACACUCCCAAACAGCUAUUAUAUUCUCCCGUUCCUACUUGCCUCUACUGCAGUGCUGCUCUUUGAAGAUUUCACUCAUACGUGGCUGAAUCCGAUCACAGCCGACGGUCCAACACUUGGGUACAGGUCUAGAUCUUCUAGUAAUUUAACUUCACACACUCUUAAGUAAUAUUAUUUGUAAAUAUUUAAAUCUUUUUUCAUAUUUAAAACUGGUAUUUUGAAGAUGGACUCGUGUUGUAAAAUACUGUAUUUAAGUCACAAUCAUAACUAAAUAUUAUUUGGAAUGAAAUUAUUUACAUGUCUUUGUGCUCAAGCAGUUUUAAUUAUUAUGAAUUUGUUUUUAAUUGUACAUUUUUUGCAUUGCAAAAGAAUCAUCAAGAAUCAUCAACAGCUCAUUUAGACACAGAUAAAAUAAUGAUUUUAUGGCUCAAAAAUACACAAAAUGUUUGGAUGAAGAUUUAUUGCAGGGUCGAAAUGAUUGCAGUGUUUGUGCUUUAUGGAUUGUAGAGAGAAACUGAUUCGUUUGUCAUGCCACUAUUAAAUAUUUAAAGUAGUGUUGAAGUAUUGAUUAAAAGUCUUGUCAGAUAUGUUUUGUUAAUGCUGAAUAUUAUGUUUUGAGGGUAUAUUGAGAGCAAUCGGUGAGGAAAAACUAUCUUCUUCUGUAUGUUAUAGUCAAAAUAUUGGUCACAUAACACUCUUUUAAUCAUUUUAUCGUGUUAAAAUAAAACACUGAGGACAUGAAUUCAAUUUCCCCCAGCAGAACUCAACCCCUGAAAGGAAUUUUUAGACAAUCCACUAACCAAACUAUGUGAAAAUGUCCCAGUAUUUCAAAAAUAACUACGUUUAACAUAUUGUUCUGUCAUUUAAAGGUACACUAUGUGGCUAUGUUAAAUGCUAAACUACUGUUUAGAGAACUGCUGUAUAUCAUUGUAAGAGUAGCACGAGCGUAGGAGACUCAAUAACAUCCAUUAUACAACAAUGUUUAGCCACCAGGUGCUAAGGCUGUAGCAGCAACAGCCCUGAAUGUAUUGAACUGAGCAUUGGGGGUAUUUUUAAAUAAUUGAUUCAACUGUUCAUUUAUAUCUUCUGUAUAUUUCAUCACCCAGGUCUGGUGGCAGGUAUCUACAUAUUGAUGGACAAUACAGCUAUAAGAAAACAUUACAUGUAAUAUGUGUGUUAUUGUGGAAUGUAACUGCAUGUCUUUAUUAUCCCCCAAAUUUCCAGAAAGAUAAAAACACGUAAUAAUGAUAAUACAUUGAAAUGGGUUUGAAAUUUUGUCACUGCUCCUUUAAGAAAAGAAAAAGCAAAAAAAAACCCAACACAAUUGCAUGUUAACUCUCUGGCAACCGGAGGAUGAGAAAUGCACGUUACGUUGCUCGUGUUUCAAAUGACACUCCAGUGAAAAGUACCUCCACCCCUCCGCACGCACAGACAGACCUGUGGGUGGGAACUUGACUCUUCCUGUGGUCUCCCGUUUCUUCUUCUCCCUCCUCUUCAGCAGUCUCUCCCUCCCUACCACAAUAAACAAUAUUGACUCAGAUGGAAAACAAAGAGAUCGCAUUUCUGUCUGGCCCUUGUGACCGUCUGCCUGUCGAACUGCCUCAACACUUGUCUGCCUGAUCUUUGUCUGGUCUGUCUGCAUCAUUAGCUGAUUACAGUGCAUGAUUAAUGGCUGAACAGUAAUUAGUCAUCAGUUAGAGAUGGCCUACUUUUAAACAUUUGUCUAUUUCUGUAUAUGAACAUGAACUGAGUCAGAUCAAGAAUCUCUACAGCUCUACCGACAAUGAUCACAAGUAACGCUACAUGCCAUUCUCUAGAAAUUGUGCUCAUGUUGCCAGAAAAUUACCCUGAAAUGUCCGUGAAGGUUCAGGCAGUGAGAGUCUGAGCCCGAGGCUACAGUUGGUGGAAAUCCAGGUCAUCUGAGUGCAGCUCAGUGUGGGCUCAGCUCCUUUUCAGAUCAGGGAUAAAUGGGAUUAGAAUUCACAUAUUUCAAUAAGGUGAGAAUAAUACCUCUACAUUACUGUCGGUAAUGAAAGCUGUCAGGUGUGUGGUUGGUUUGGUGUACAGGUAUGUUUCAGAUUACCUUGUUCUGCAGCGAUGGACAAACAUCAAAGUGAGAAACACAUUUUUGCUCUUGAUUGGCCGCCUUUUCUGUGCCUCUCUUCCAAUCCAGAUAAUCAGGGAGACUUGCAACAUUUUCUGCCUCGCUGCUUUGUCAAAUGCUCAGAUCUGAAGUAUUUAAAAAGGAAAGACUCUAAACUGCAUCUUAAAGACUGAAGAUGGUGAUGAUCGUUUCACGCACACAUUGGAUUCCCCUCCUUGGUUUUACCUUUUAAGUAGCUGAAUUCCAAACUUUAAUACUGGCAAGGUGACACAGACUGGAGUUGGCAGAGGUGAAGAUUUAUCUUGUGAGUUAGCGAUCUAUCUGGGACAUAAUUCAAUAUUUUCUCUUCCUCUGCAGCCCACUGUCCAACUCCGCCGCGUCUCAUCUGUUGCCAGUGCGGUGAAGCGUUUUAUUUCCUACUUUUGGAAUAAAAACUGCUCAUUCUUGAUUAAAGCACUUUCUUUUGGUGUGUUGGACGCCACUGGAAAAGGCCA